AUUUAUUGAGCAGUUCUGAACUUCACGCCGUCAGGAUGGGAUCGAGGCGAGCGAAUCUCUUUUUCAUGGCCAUCGUCGGGCUUGGCUGGCCUUGGCCACCGUUUCUAGAUUCUGCGAAAGUUUACCCUUUAAUAGGCGAUUCGAUUGCUGCUCGCAUGAAUCAAACAGAAUCUAGAAUGAUGAACCGACUAGAGGAGCUGAUAGCCGAAAUGGAAAAGAAAUUGGAGCGAAAACUAGGACAACAGAUGAUGGCUCAACAAAACAAAAUUAUUGAGAAAGUUGCUGAUUUGAAGAAAACCGUCACACAAAAUUCCGGUGCCUACUUCGACUCGUGCCGAACCGUCCCAUCUGAGUUCAGUAACGUUUUCAUGAUUCGCCCAUCGGGGGUGGAUACGCAGCCUUUCAUGGCUUACUGUGAGCAGAACUUUCUCGGCGGCGGAUGGAUCGUGAUCCACAGACGGUUCAACGGAACUGUUAAUUUUACUCGCAGCUGGGAGGAGUACCGGGAUGGAUUCGGGGAACCCGACGGUGAACAUUGGAUGGGACUGGACAAAAUAUACAAAAUUACUCGCUCCGCAAAGUAUGAACUGCUGGUGGUACUAAAAGAUUUUGACGGAAUAGGCAAAAUAGCUCAUUACGACGGCUUCUCGGUGGAUAGUGAGGGAGCGAAGUAUAAGCUUAGACUUGGAAAUUAUGAUCAUGGAAAUGCGGAAGAUUCAUUGUCGGCUAGCAAUGGAACUAAAUUUUCGACGUAUGAUCAGGAUAACGAUCACCACUCUGACUCGUGUGCUGGGUUUUUCAAAAGUGGUUGGUGGUUUAGCGAUUGUAUGAAUGCAAAUUUAAAUGGACCCUACAAUCAAUACGAAAAAAAUAACCUGACAAUGAAUUGGUUCGGAUUCAGAAAGGAUUUACAAGGCCUAAAAGAAGCGUCUAUGAUGAUACGCGAGAAAGUCUGACCUGUCAUAUGUAACUAAAAUAUACAUACAAACCUUACUAGUUUAUUGUCUAUAUCCAUGGUUGUCACCGUAUAAAAUCCACCAACACAGUAAUAGAAGUGAAAGUUCAAUGUUUCGCCUAAUUCGAAGAUGACGUCACCAAUAUUUUUUUGCUACGCAACAAAAGAGAAAACAACUCAGCGCACAUGCUGCCCUCGAAGUAACGACGACUUGUAUCUUCUAUAGUACAAAAUUUCAUCUGAACCAUGCUGAUAAUGUAUUCGACAACGAGAGUCCAAUAGGAUUAACAGAGAUGGUAAUUUUGCCGAACUGAAUAACUCGAACGAGCUGUACCUUUAUGGAUUAUAAGUGUUAUAAUUUUUGUCAAAAAAAUAAUAACAGACUCUCACAAUCACGUAUGAAUAUUGUAAUAUUUGUUUCGACCUCUUGAUGUUUCCUACACUAGUGAAUUGAGAAGCACAUUUUUGUGACAAACAUUGUAAAUUCUCUCGGAUAUAAGGAAUUGAUUUUUUUUCUUUUCUGUGGAUAGCAAGUAUAACAAUUAUUUUCUGUAGCAUAACAUUAACUCUAAUCCUUUGCUUUAAUAUUUUCUCUUGUUUUUUUUUUGUUCGCAAAAUGCGUCAUCCUAUAUUUGCAUCGCUUUUAGCUUAAAUAUUGUGGUGUUUGUUUUUUUAUUAAUCUUUAAUAAUAAAUUCAGAGUUUAUCUUCAUUAUAGCAAACGAUUCGGUCCGACCGUUCAAUCGAUUUUAGCAUUCGAUAUUUGUUUAUUGCAUUGCAAUUGGAACUCUUUGCCUAUCUUUUCUACAACUAUAGCAUAUUUUCUGCGUGUUGCGAGAGAAAUUAGUGGUUAGGUUUUGUGCUUUGUUGUGCAAUAUGAAUGUGCGUUUGAUGGAAGUGGGGAAUGAUACCAGUUGCUUUGCUUCGAAAAAUUUAACAUUCAACAACUAACAGAUAUUAGAGAAACGAAUGUUUGGUGUAGAUUCUAUUCUGGUUGGUGGAAAGCUUCGAAAUAUGUACCUAAUUAUUAACACCAUUGCUGUUUAUUAAAUUUGUGGGAUACGUCAAAAGAUUUUUUUUCCUAAUGUUCUUAUAAAAAUUCUUCCUAAUGUAAUCGAAAAGAAGAGCCUUUUUUGGUAUGGAAAAGUGCCUUCAUUUGGCUUGUCAGCUUGGCCGCUCGACUUUCAUUGCAUGGGUUUUUUUUAUGGG
This is a messenger RNA of Wyeomyia smithii (pitcher-plant mosquito), 2162 nucleotides long. RefSeq names its product angiopoietin-related protein 6-like. The transcript has 7 exons. NCBI's taxonomy places the organism in Eukaryota, Metazoa, Arthropoda, Insecta, Diptera, Culicidae. The coding region runs from base 36 to 956 and encodes 306 amino acids. The record is from RefSeq and is a predicted model, not a curated record.